Aspergillus glaucus CBS 516.65 is the source of this 1254-nucleotide messenger RNA. Its product is annotated as D-mandelate dehydrogenase-like dehydrogenase. Bases 206 to 1216 code for a protein of 336 amino acids. Lineage: Eukaryota; Fungi; Ascomycota; Eurotiomycetes; Eurotiales; Aspergillaceae. The record is from RefSeq and is a predicted model, not a curated record. The transcript has 5 exons. Gene Ontology annotation, cellular component: cytosol. Gene Ontology annotation, molecular function: NAD binding; hydroxypyruvate reductase [NAD(P)H] activity; glyoxylate reductase (NADPH) activity.
ACUCCCUCUCUUCUUCAUCUUUUCAUUCUGGUCAUAUUUCUGGACACCUACACUGAUGUGCUUGUAAUCGAUUUAUCCCCUGCAUUUUAUCACUAUCGUUUUGAGUGGUCUCAACGCCCGGCUGGGACUCGUUCUCGGUCACAAUUCUCCGGUUUCUAUCGUCCGAGAUAACAACCAGAAAAAUACACACCCAACAAACUCUACAAUGGCCGACUCCAGACCCAAGAUCCUCCUCCUUGGAAAGAUUGUUCACGCACAUUCUACCUGGCAAUCUCUAAGCGAGCUCGGAGAACUGGUCGCAUCCACCGCCAUUAACCGUGAGGAGUUUCUCAAGGAAUGUCGCGAUGGCAAGCUGGACGGAGUAGUCGCUGCGUAUCGCACAUUCGACUCCGUGACUAUUACAGGAAAUAUCGACGAGGAGGUGGUGAAUGCUCUCCCCAACUCUCUCAAGUACCUUGCGCAUUGCGGUGCAGGAUAUGACCAAGUCAACGUUCACGCCUGCAGUGCCCGGAACCCGCCCAUUCGGGUCUCCAACACUCCCACUGCUGUCGAUGAUGCUACGGCCGAUGUGAACAUGUUCCUGAUCAUUGGUGCCCUGCGCAACUUCAAUUAUGGUAUGGCCGCAUUGCGUGAAGGUAAAUGGCGUGGACAGCCGCAGCCUAUCCUCGGACAUGACCCUCAAGGCAAGGUCCUGGGUAUUCUGGGGAUGGGUGGCAUUGGGCGCAACUUGAAAAAGAAGGCAGAGGCGUUUGGGAUGAAGGUUGUCUACCACAACCGUCGGCAGUUGAAUGAGGAAUUGUCGGAAGGAGCGCAAUAUGUGACCUUUGACGAACUGCUGUCGACCAGUGACGUGAUCAGCUUGAACUUGCCUUUGAAUAAAAACACCCACCACAUCAUCAGCAAAUCCGAAUUCGCCAAGAUGAAGGACGGCGUUGUCAUUGUCAACACGGCCAGAGGCGCCGUCAUUGAUGAAGCAGCCCUCGUCGAAGCUCUCGACAACGACAAGGUCUACUCCGCCGGUCUCGAUGUCUUCGAGGAGGAGCCUAAGAUUCAUCCUGGUCUCGUUCGUAACCCCAGGGUACUUCUGGUUCCUCACAUGGGUACCUGGACUGUGGAGACUCAAACCGCUAUGGAGGAGUGGGCUAUUGGGAAUGUGCGAGAUGCACUCCAGACUGGGAAGUUGAAGAGCCCUGUUCCUGAGCAGGCUGACCUGUGAGAUCGCUGGCGAGGUAUCGUAUGCACAUAAAACGGGGG